This is a messenger RNA of Grosmannia clavigera kw1407, 309 nucleotides long. RefSeq lists its product as uncharacterized. The record is from RefSeq and is a predicted model, not a curated record. Lineage: Eukaryota; Fungi; Ascomycota; Sordariomycetes; Ophiostomatales; Ophiostomataceae. Bases 1 to 309 code for a protein of 102 amino acids. The transcript has a single exon.
AUGGCCGACUGCGUCAGCGCCGUGAUGCCACAGAAGACCUUUAGGCGACUGUGUCGCAGCAGGCGAUACGGCAACAGAGCACGGUCGCCUCAGCUUGCCGACCCGACAAAGAGCGCCACGCCCCCGAAAACAGGACCGAAGACGACGAUUUCACGCGUACGGGGCGCCACCCCAUUUGAUGCCCAGCAACAGCGUGCAGGCGGCCGCGAAGCAGACGAAAUCGACAAAGUCAAUGGUAGCCAUCCGACCGCGGAGGAUCUACAGGCGUUCGUGGUACGUCUGGGGUGCCUAGCCGUCGUGGUCGUCUAG